CAGGGUGCCUCGCGCGGCGUGGACUCGGGCCGCUGCCGCCAUCCCGCUGGCUAGAGGGAGAGAGAGGCCCGCCCGCUUGCCGGUCGGGCCAGUGUGGGCCAGUGCGUGAGGGCGCGGGGGGCCGUGUCAGCGAGACGCAGAGCGCAGCCGCCACCACUAAACGGACAUGUUGGAGCCCAGCGCCGCCGCUGCCUCUUUUUCCUCAUCCUCCGGACGGGACUGAGAGGGGGCCCGCCACCCCUCCGCCUCUGCCUCUGCCUCGCCCGCCCGCUCUGCUGCCUCGGCCGCAGCCUCUUCCUGCCCGGCCUUCAGCUCCGCAGCUUAUCGCCGCCUCCGGCCCCCCCAGGCCCGGCCGGUUCCCCGGCCCCGCUUCGCCGCGGCGCGAGGUCUAUGUGACCGGCGGGCCCGGAGCAGCCGCCGCCGCAGCGCGAACAUGGACGCCGUCAACGCCUUCAACCAAGAGCUCUUUUCACUUAUGGAUAUGAAGCCUCCCAUCUCUCGAGCCAAGAUGAUUCUCAUCACGAAAGCUGCUAUUAAAGCUAUUAAGCUUUAUAAGCAUGUAGUUCAAAUAGUAGAAAAGUUCAUCAAAAAGUGUAAACCAGAGUACAAGGUUCCGGGAUUGUAUGUAAUCGACUCAAUUGUGCGACAGUCUCGUCAUCAGUUUGGAACUGAUAAAGAUGUUUUUGGGCCAAGAUUCUCUAAAAACAUAACUGCCACAUUCCAAUAUUUAUAUCUUUGUCCAUCUGAAGAUAAGAGUAAAAUAGUUCGUGUGCUGAACCUUUGGCAAAAAAAUGGGGUAUUCAAAAUUGAAAUUAUUCAGCCUCUUUUGGACAUGGCAGCAGGAACCAGUAAUGCAGCCCCAAUAGCAGAAAAUGUUACUAAUAAUGAAGGUUCACCUCCACCUCCAGUCAAGGUUGCUUCUGAACUUCCACAGGCCACUACAAACUCUGUACCAACUGUACCACAGUUGCCCAGCUCUGAUGCUUUUGCUGCUGUGGCCCAACUGUUUCAGACAACUCAAGGUCAACAGCUUCAGCAGAUCCUUCAGACUUUUCAGCAGCCUCCAAAACCACAGUCUCCCGCCAUUGACAAUGCUGUGAUGGCUCAGGUUCAGGCUAUCACAGCUCAAUUAAAGACAGCUCCUACACAACCACCUGAACAAAAAGCUGCUUUCCCCCCACCUGAGCAAAAAACUGCAUUUGACAAGAAGCUACUUGAUAGAUUUGAUUACGAUGAUGAGCCAGAAGCUGUGGAGGAAUCAAAGAAAGAAGAUGCUGCUGCCGCCGCCGCCGCCGCCGCCGCCGCUGCCGCUGCUGCUGCCGCCGCCACUGCUACUGCUGCCAGUGCCGCCACGGCACCUCCUGCUGCUGCCGCACCCCCAGCUCCUGCUGCUGCCGUGCCUUCUGCUGCCCCGGCUGCGGCUUCUCCUCCACAGGCCCCCUUUGGAUUUCCUGGAGAUGGCAUGCAGCAGCCGGCAUAUACCCAGCAUCAAAACAUGGAUCAGUUUCAACCUCGAAUGAUGCCAAUACAGCAGGAGCCAGCGCAUCAUCAGGUUCCACUUCCUCCUAAUGGACAGAUGCCAGGAUUUGGCCUUCUUCCUACACCUCCAUUUCCUCCCAUGGCUCAGUCCGUGAUUCCUCCAACUCCACCUGUGCAGCAGCCUUUCCAAACUUCCUUUCAGACACAAAAUGAACCACUUACACAAAAGACACAUCAGGAAAUGGAAGUAGAGCAGCCUUGUAUUCAAGAAGUGAAGCGGCACAUACCUGAUAACAGAAAAUCAAGAUCUAGAUCAGCAUCCAGGUCACCAAAAAGGAGACGAUCUCGAUCUGGUUCUAGAUCUCGAAGGUCUCGUCAUCGACGUUCUCGAUCUCGAUCCAGAGAUAGACGCCGACAUUCUCCUCGAUCUCGAUCCCAAGAAAGACGAGAUCGAGAAAAAGAAAGAGAACGCCGACAAAAAGGCCUUCCUCAAAUCAAAUCAGAAACUGCUAGUGUUUGUAGUACUACACUCUGGGUGGGACAACUGGACAAAAGGACUACUCAGCAAGAUGUUGCCAGUCUCUUAGAAGAGUUUGGGCCAAUUGAAUCAAUUAAUAUGAUUCCUCCCAGAGGUUGUGCCUAUAUUGUUAUGGUUCAUAGGCAAGAUGCUUAUCGUGCCCUGCAGAAACUGAGCCGAGGAAACUAUAAAGUGAACCAGAAAUCCAUAAAGAUUGCCUGGGCCUUAAACAAAGGAAUAAAGGCAGAUUAUAAGCAGUAUUGGGAUGUAGAACUUGGUGUUACUUAUAUUCCAUGGGACAAAGUCAAGCCUGAAGAACUGGAGAGUUUUUGUGAAGGAGGAAUGUUGGACAGUGAUACACUUAAUCCAGAUUGGAAGGGAAUUCCCAAGAAGCAUGAAAAUGAAGUUGCUCAAAAUGGAGGGGCAGAAACCUCACACACAGAACCAGUAUCACCCAUCCCUAAGCCUUUACCUGUGCCUGUCCCUCCCAUUCCUGUUCCUGCACCUAUAACAGUACCACCUCCACAGGUCCCACCACAUCAGCCAGGACCUCCUGUAGUUGGUACUCUCCAGCCACCUACUUUCACACCUCCUUUGGGAAUUCCGCCUCCCGGCUUUGGUCCUGGUGUUCCUCCUCCUCCACCUCCUCCACCGUUUUUGCGCCCAGGAUUCAACCCAAUGCAUUUACCACCAGGUUUUCUUCCUCCUGGACCCCCACCUCCUAUAACUCCACCAGUAUCCAUUCCUCCUCCUCACACUCCACCAAUAAGCAUCCCAAACUCUACUAUCGCUGGUAUAAAUGAAGACACUACAAAAGACUUAUCUAUUGGAAAUCCCAUUCCAACAGUGGUGUCUGGGGCUAGAGGAAAUGCCGAGUCUGGUGACAGUGUGAAAAUGUAUGGCUCUGCUGUGCCACCUGCUGCACCCACGAAUCUGCCCACCCCUCCUGUAACCCAGCCUGUUUCACUUCUUGGUACUCAAGGAGUUGCACCUGGUCCUGUAAUUGGGCUCCAAGCCCCAUCCACUGGUCUUCUUGGUGCCCGACCUGGCCUAAUCCCACUCCAGCGCCCGCCAGGAAUGCCUCCACCCCAUUUACAGCGAUUUCCUCUGAUGCCACCUCGUCCCAUGCCACCUCACAUGAUGCAUAGAGGUCCGCCACCAGGCCCAGGGGGCUUUGGAAUGCCUCCGCCUCACGGAAUGAAAGGCCCCUUUCCACCCCAUGGCCCCUUUGUUCGGCCUGGUGGAAUGCCGGGGCUCGGGGCCCCAGGACCAGGCCCAGGCGCUCCUGAAGACAGAGACGGAAGGCAGCCGCAGCAGCCACCACCAACUCAGCAGCCGCCACCGACUCAGCAGCCGCCACCGACUCAGCAGCCGCCACCGACUCAGCACCAGCCACAGCCGUUUAGAAACGAUAACAGGCAGCAGUUCAAUGCAGGUAGAGACCAAGAAAGGUUUGGAAGAAGAUCUUUCGGAAGUAGGGUGGAGAAUGACCGGGAACGGUAUGGGAACCGUAAUGAUGAUAGAGAUAAUUGUAAUCGUGAAAGGAGAGAGUGGGGAAGAAGGAGCCCUGACCGGGACAGGCACCGAGACUUGGAAGAGAGGAAUAGACGCUCUAGUGGGCACCGAGACAGAGAGAGAGAUUCUAGAGAUAGAGAGUCUCGUAGGGAGAAGGAAGAAAACCGAGGGAAGGAAAAGCCCGAGGUGGCAGACAGGGCCAGUGGGAACAAAGCCGCUGAACCUCCCCUUAGCCAAGUGGGAACCGUAGACACUGUUUCAGAACUUGGCAAGGGGGAGUCUGAGUCUGCAGUCGUAAGACCUUCUGAAGAGUUGCCUGCUGAGGCUACCUCAUCCGUUGAACCUGACAAGGAUUCCGGCUCAGCAGCAGAGGCUCCUCGUUAGAGACUGGAAUUUGUCAAAAUGUGACAGUGACGCUUCCGGAGUGUAGAGCUUGAGGUGUACAGAUGCUGUAUCAUAUUUGCUCCUGCUUAUCAGCCCCGCAGUAGUUGGCGGGGAAUUGUAAGCAAUUUGAUUGCUUCCCUUCUAUUUAAAAAUAGCCACAAAAUAACAAAAAAUACUGAAAAUAUGAAUAAAUAUUACCCUUUUUGCUGUAACUUUUUAAAAGUUUUGACUUUAAAAAGUUUACAAAUCGUAAUUAGAAGUGCUAUUUUUUUUUUUAAUUUAAGACAAGGUAACGGUGAAAGCUCCUCAAAAACAAUAGGGAUGUUUUUAAUAAACUCUAUUUUCGUAACAAA
Messenger RNA from Camelus dromedarius (Arabian camel), 4248 nucleotides. RefSeq names its product SR-related CTD associated factor 4 (gene SCAF4). Gene Ontology annotation, molecular function: RNA polymerase II C-terminal domain phosphoserine binding; RNA binding. The record is from RefSeq and is a predicted model, not a curated record. Gene Ontology annotation, cellular component: nucleus. Gene Ontology annotation, biological process: negative regulation of termination of RNA polymerase II transcription, poly(A)-coupled. The transcript is spliced from 20 exons. The coding region runs from base 434 to 3895 and encodes 1153 amino acids. Lineage: Eukaryota; Metazoa; Chordata; Mammalia; Artiodactyla; Camelidae.